CUCAUGCUAAAUAUAAUUUUUUAAUACUAAAAUUAGUAUAUAUAAUGGAAUUGAUUAAUUACCAAAAUUUAUUAGCUGAAAGUAUAGUUAAAGAGGUUCCAUCUUUAAUAAAUUAUAUUCCUAAUUUUAUAACCGAAGAAGAGGAGAAAAAUUUAAUUCAAGAAAUAUAUAAUGCUCCGCUUCCAAAAUGGACUCAACUUAGUCAUCGUCGUCUUCAAAAUUAUGGCGGCAUACCACACGUUAAAGGGAUGAUUGCUGAAGAAAUUCCUAAAUGGCUCGAAGCACAGAUUGAUAAGAUAACAUUACUAAAUAUGUUUCAUAAAGAGAAAAGACCUAAUCAUGUAUUAAUAAAUGAGUAUUUGUCCGGUCAAGGCAUUAUGGCACAUUCCGAUGGACCUCUUUUUCAUCCAAUAGUUACGACAAUAAGCUGUGGUUCGCAUACACUUUUAGAAUUUCAUAAAGCCAUUGAUACGGACAAUAUUGAAUCACGAAAACAUGAAUUUAGUUUAUUAUUAGAACCAAGGAGUUUAUUAAUUCUACAAGAUGAUUUAUACCACAAUUAUUUACAUUCGAUCGAAGAAAGAAUUACCGAUACAAUAACUCAAGCUCGUAUAAAAAACUUACAUAUGUGCUCACAAAUUUACAAAGAGUCACAAAUUCUAAAACGUUCAACUAGACUAUCAUUAACAAUUCGACACGUUCCUAAAACAAGUAAAUUUAAAUUAAAGUUUGGAAAGUAAUACUAUAUAAAUAAAUUUACAAAAAAUUCUA
Ceratosolen solmsi marchali is the source of this 771-nucleotide messenger RNA. Its product is annotated as alpha-ketoglutarate-dependent dioxygenase alkB homolog 6. Lineage: Eukaryota; Metazoa; Arthropoda; Insecta; Hymenoptera; Agaonidae. The record is from RefSeq and is a predicted model, not a curated record. Gene Ontology annotation, cellular component: nucleus. Bases 45 to 740 code for a protein of 231 amino acids. The transcript has 5 exons.